AUGGUGAAAUGGUGCUUGAAACACGGUGCAAACAUUGACUGUCAUUAUGAAGAUAUGCUGACACCACUGCAUAUAGCUGCAGAGAAAGGUCAUGAAGAAAUGCUCGAUAUUCUUCUCAAACACAGCAACAAGUGUAUUGACUCGAAAACAUUGUUUGGAGACACAGCACUUCUGAUUGCCACACAAAAUGAACAUAAAAUGAUUAUGAAAACACUAUUAGACAAAGGAGCAAAUGUGAACUGUAUGGACAUUUUUGGCAGGACGCCUUUACAUGUGGCUGUUUUUAAAAAGAAAUCUGGCAUUGUAAAAAUAUUGAUAUCUUAUGGUGCAAGAGUCAACACUAUGGAUACAUUUGGGGAACAUGCACUAUGUACAGCAGUCAUUACAUCCCCAAAUCCACCUGUCACAUAUGCUCUUCUGAAGAAUGAGGCAAAUAUCAACUGCAUUAACAGUCAAGGAAUGAGUCUGCUUUCUGAAGCUAUUCUAUCAGCACACACAAAGUCAAGUAUUGAUGCAAUAAAAAUGCUGUUGCGUCAUGGGGCUAGUGUAAACAUGCGCAACACUAUCAAUGGGCAGACACCUCUACAUGUUGCUGCGCAGACUGGCAAUCAGCCCAUUGUUGAGCUCCUGGUAGCAUCAGGAGCUGAUACAAAAGUAAAAGACCACCAUGGCCGUACACCCCGAGAUACAGCUAAACAGUAUGGUCAUCCUGAACUUGUAGAGAAGAUGAGAGCUGUGCGUUUCAUAAAUCCUCGGACUGGUCUGCUUCAUAUUUCACCUUCUGUGCUGUUUCUGCAGUUAUACAGACUGCAAGAUCAUCUGCAAAUAAAAAGAGUUCUGAAUGAAAUUUUAGAUGAAGAUUCUGACACGGGGAGUGAACGUGAAUAUAAGGAUGGUGUUAUGGAGUAUGAUUCAGAUCGGGAAAGUGAUCUGGAUGUUAGAGAAGAUGAAGAUAGCGCAGCUUCAGGCAGUCACCAUGAGGAUGUUAUUGUGGCCAUAUCUGGAAGAAGAUACGUAACCACACAGUCUAGAAUUCCUCAGAGGUCUGUUGCUAAUAUGGUAAGAGAGCAGGCAGGAGUAACUCCAGCUGGUGUUUGCCAUUCACCUGGACAAGCCUUGAAGUUACUUCUUACGCCUGACAUCAUGGAUGUUAUAGUAAAACAUUCAAAUGAAGAGGUAGUUAGGCGAAAUGUUACUUUGACUUAUGAGACAUAA
Messenger RNA from Schistocerca piceifrons (Central American locust), 1215 nucleotides. Its product is annotated as ankyrin repeat domain-containing protein 29-like. The coding region runs from base 1 to 1215 and encodes 404 amino acids. Gene Ontology annotation, cellular component: cytoplasm. The transcript has 6 exons. Gene Ontology annotation, molecular function: protein binding. Lineage: Eukaryota; Metazoa; Arthropoda; Insecta; Orthoptera; Acrididae. The record is from RefSeq and is a predicted model, not a curated record.